CUCAGAGAAUCACUUCAAAGGUUUACGAGAUCAAUUUAAAUUUGUCUGAAUCUCAUCGCACGAUGUUAGAUGGGUUUAAAGUUUUUCUGCAGAGUGGCGAUCGCCUUAGCCAUAGUUUUAAUAGCAGUAGUUAUCUUAGAAUUUAUGUUACUGACUUUAUACGUUAAGGAGCAAGAAGAAGAUGUCCUUAAAGCUACACAAGAACCGAUUGUUGCAGGGAUUAGAGGACUUGAAGUUGCCACGGAGAACAAUAAUUUCGCGUCAUCUACGAAAGAAUCACAUUCUAAGAAAAAAGAAGUGAUAGAUGUUCCGACUAAAAGGUAAAGAAGUACAUUUACCUCCUAUGAUAGGCAAGAAGUAAUAUAUGCUUAAUAAGGUUAUGUUAUUACAUGUAUAAAAAAACGUGAAUCGUUUCGAUUGUUAAGGAACAAUGAUAAUAGAAACCUGGGUAGAAAAAUAUUUAUACACGUAAAAGAGAACAAAUGGCAUACUUUUCUCCCUGUCGUUACUAAAAUGGAAGCCUUGGUUUGCAGAGUAAGGCAUGAAGCCGCUUGCAUUUAUUCAUUGAGAUAUUCAGCUGAUGUUUUCAUUAACUGAAUUAUUUUCCAGCUGCUAGGAAUUAAAUGGUCAGCAGUUGACAAUUAUCUGAGGGUCAUUCCACCAACCUCCCAUUGAGAGGGAGGCGUAAGGGGGGUAUGAAUACCCAAAACCUCACAGAAAUACGUAUAAACACCACACAGAAUAACAUUAGAAAACCUCAAACCGCAUUGAAAUAAUCUGAAAAUUUCUAAAUAUUGCUAACCGCUUGGUAUUAUAAAACUGCAAUACCACAACUUAAAGUAACAAUUUCUGCAAAACUGCACCAAAAAUUGAGCAAAACCACGUCACCGCAAGCUGUUACACCCCCCUCCAUAGAUGAGAUUUUUUGAGGGGGUUGCGGCAUUGGCGCCUUUUUUGUUUGGAAUGUUUCUGAGCAAUAUGGAAAAAUUCCUUUUGAGUGUAGGGGAGAAAGAAAAUGUGGGCUAUUUGGAGGGGCUGAGUAGUGGACUGGGUCAGUACUUUUGAUCCUUUUAGUCAAGUUAUUUUAUUUGUGGGUGUGGCAGGUGGCUAUUAUUAAUGGAAGAUGUGAGGCAUUUAUGCAUGGCCAUCUGCUAAGGUUAAUUCUGGCAGGUUUUUAGUGACAGCUAAAAUUAUAAAUAAAUAAAUAUUGUGGACAUCUCAGAGACAUACAUCCCUCUUGAUGAUUUCCUCAAACAAUAUGGUAAGAUCGAUCAUUGGUGAAGAAUUCCAUUAUUGGAUGUACUGGUUAUAACAUAAAGCAUAGUUGUGUAGAAUCCCUCGUGGGUCCACUUAUGCCCUUUAUCCCUUUUGCAAGUUCAUUUAUAUUGUGUUUUUGUUUAGGGUGGGGUGGGGUGGGGAGAUUCAUAUAAAACUUAAAGGGAUGAUCAUUAAAGAUUUUUAGUAACUGAACCCUUUGAAAACUAAAUCUAUUUUUGAGAAUAGCUUAAGUUUAUUUUCCACUGUUGCAUAAUUUUUAUGUGCAUAAAUAAAAUAGAGGCAAUGUGUGGAAGGUCAGCCAUAAGUGUAAAUGCUAUGUGCUUAUGCAAAUAAAAAUUAAAUAACAAUGGAAAUCCACAACAGUACUGAUCCAUAACAGAACAUUACCUAGGGGUGAAUCCAGAAAAUUCAGAAAGGGGUGGCCCACUUGCCAACCAUAUAGUUAUAGUUAUAUAGUUAUAGUUAUUCUAUAGUUACUUUUUAUUUUUCUGAGAAUUCUAUAAAAAUAAUACAAAAUUUAAAAGAAAAAGGGGUGGUCACGGCCCCCUUUACACACCCCUAAAUCUGCCCUUGUUACCUGUGACAGUAUAACUCAUAAUUAGCCAAGGUUUAUUUUCAAGGUGAAUUAAACAUUUGGCUUGAAGCUAGUUAUAUUCUCUUUAGAACAUUGACCCUACCUACCAUUCAUGUAAGUGCUGUGGUGUGUGGAGACCGGGCAGUUGAAGCAACAACAAUGCUCAAGUCAACAACUCUAUUUACUAAGAGAACUGUACAACUCCAUGUUGUCGCAGAAGAUCAACUCCAUGAUGAUUUAAAGAACAUUUUUAAUCAAUGGCAUACAGUUCGAUCUGGAAAAGUCAUGUUCAAAAUUUACUCUUUACACUUUCCUGGGGAAAAGUUUGAUGAGUGGAAACGACUUUUCAAGCCAUGUGCAUCACAGAGGCUGUUUCUUGUGGUAAGUACAAAACUAUUUAUUAUGUAAUGUAUGUGUUUAGUCUGUUUCGUUGCGUACUUGUCAGUUUAGAUAACGACUUGUGGCUUUUAGUGCAAAUGAAAACGUAGAGCUGAAUAUUGUGAUAAGCUGUUUAAAGGCAAUUUUAUGUUGAGUUUUUUUAUGUACAGUGAGAGAACCUUGAUAUAACAAAGGGCCAAGGGACUGGCAAAUUGUGUUCGCUUCAAUUAUGAGGAUUCAUUAAUGAAAGUUCUUUUCCAUAUUUUACUAUUACCAGGGUAAAGAAAAUCAUUCACUUUACCAAAGACUUUGUUAUAUAGAGCUUCAUUAUAUUGGGGUAUAAAAUUGUAAGACAAACUUUAGAGGGGUGUUCAGAGCCACUUUAAAUUUGGGGGAUCUUGUAGUGGCAUCUGAAUACCUUCUUUAUCAAUUUUCUACAAAAUCUCUCCUUGGAUAACAGUAUUUUGAACAGAAUAUACUGUUGCCAUGGUAACUUUGCACGUCAGGAAAAUGAUCAUAACUUGUUUAUCAGUGAUUGGACACUUAGUACCAGUGACGAUUGUUGUAGCAUCUGUUGAUAAAGAGUAGUUAGCUACUAGGAGACAUCAGUGUUUUCAAACAAUGUUUUUGUUAGUUCCAAUCUGCAACAAGUAAAACAAUAGAAUCUUUUGUUGAAAGAACCAGUGCACUUCUGGUUGGCACAUUACACAAAUGAUUACGAUGUCAAUAGGCGACAUAAGCAUGAGUAUUGCUUUAGGACUGAUUCUUCACCUGAAAGUACAGAGCAUUAAUUAGAGUAAUUGUAGAGCUAAGUGGCAAAAUUAAUAUUCUUCCAUAGAAGUCCAUUAUCACCUUUCUUGGGUUUUGCCCUUCGUUUCAUUAUUAUAUUUGAUGCAGUAGCUAAAUGCUGUUUAUGGACCUUGGUAAAAGAUUGUUGUAUUCUUUUUCAUGGCCAGCUACAUGCCCAAAAAUAACCUUGCUACAUUAAUCUUCUGGUUUCAUCAAUGAAAUGCUGGUUGUUGCCAUUUUGAAAAAGUGGCUGUUACCUGAAGGUUUCAAUAAACAUGAACAUCUGAACUGGCAGGCAGGAUGAAGGAUGGCCUACUCGAAAGAGGGCCAAAUCAUAAUAGGUGGAGGUUUGAUUGUAAUGGAACUGUUGUCAGGUUUCUUAAGAUAGCAUAUCGGAAAUUUAUUUUCUAGGAUGUGCUGGAUUCCAUUGAUAGUGUGCUGUACAUGGAUACAGACACACUGUUGCUAAGACCUGUGGACGACAUUUGGGAUCACUUCAAGAACUUUGACAGCUGGCAGCUGGCAUCAAUGACGCCAGAGGGAGAAGAAACAUCAUUGACCUGGUAUCCCAGAUUUGCACGUCAUCCUUUUGCUGGCAAAAACGGAAUGAAUUCUGGUGUUAUGCUUCUUAAUUUAACCAGAAUGCGAGCAUUUGGGUGGAAGGAAAAGAUAAUUGAAGCUUACAACAAGUACAAACUUAGCAUAACCUGGGGAGAUCAGGACUUAAUAAAUAUUGUUUUUCAUGAUCAUCCAGGUAAUGGCCUUGUUUCCUUUUUUGAAGAUUAUUUAUUUCACACUAGCUCCUUGAUGUGGAGGCCUUUGUACAAGAAUGUCCCCUUGAUAAUCUGGUAAAAUUUUUAAAGUGCUGCAAAAUUUCAAAAUUAUGCAGUUUAUUUUCACCUUUAUUACAGAAAAACUGUUCCAAGAAAUUAUGUGUGCAAAACACAUCUACUUUACAAUCAGCGACAACAGAUCCCUUAACUUUCUGCCACCCUAAGGGCAAAGUUAAGCCCGACUCUCCCCCAAACAAUGUUGUUCUUUGUUGAUUAAGGUGAAAUGUAGUAAUAUUGGAAAUAAUUUAUAAUUGACCUUUCCCACAUUCCUGUAAACAAAGGCACCCACACAAGGUUUGGGUGGACAAAUACAGUGAUUUGUAUGAAAUUGUCCACCUGAGCCUGAUCAUCCUCAUUUCUUUAUGUUUGCUCACUGAAGUGUAAAUAUGCAGGAAAGGUCUAUUUAAUGUGAUGUGCAUUAUCAAACAAGGUUGUAAGCUUGACUUAGGGUUCAGUUUAGAAAGCUGCACAUAUUCUACAACAUUGAAAGAGGGGGGAAGAGAAGGGAUAUUGCAGCAAGACAUUGACCAGGGUAGUGCAGGGUAGUGUAAUUAAGUUAAGUGCUGGUAUGGAUAUUUUCUGACAGAAGAGCCAUUUACACAAAUAUGAAAAAUGAGAUACCUAGCUAGAUGUGUCUUAAUCAAAGCAAACUUCCUUUAUAAAAUUAAUGAUACAACAACAGUCUCAGUGAGACACACCUUACAUAAUUGCAUAUAUGUUCCUGCUUUUGUCUUACAAUUUGUCCUUUGGUGUUUCAAAUGCCCAAGAGGUUUUGCACCCCAACCCCCACCCCACCCUCACUAAUGUUUCUUAUUGUUAUUUGAGAAUGUCAGCUUUGCACCACUUGUAUCUACAUCACAACUAACUGUCAGAUGUGAUGUUUUUAGGUUUGCUAUAUGUUUAUACAUGUGACUGGAACUAUCGUCCUGACCACUGCAUGUAUGGGAACAAUUGUGGGGCAGCUAAAGACAAUGGCAUAUCAGUAGUCCAUGGAAAUAGAGGAGUCUUCCACAAUGAUAAACAAGUCUUCUUUAAAGCUAUUUAUAACACCUUGAGAGAUUUUAAACCUGGUGAAAACAUCACGUUGCUGGCAACUCGUUUAUCAGAAAAUCUUAAAUCUGUUGGGACUGAUCCCUAUUGUAAUGCCAUGGUUGACAGUGUGUUAAAAUAUCCCAAAAAAUAUUCUGUCUUAUGAAAAUUGGUAAUAUAAUUUAAUUGUUUUUAUAGGUAGUUUGAUUUUUACACAGAAAGUCAUUAGCAACAGUUACCUAAUUUGCAACUGAACAUUAGCCUCUUACAUACACCAGUCAUUCAUAAUAUUUAUUUUAUGCAUACCUGUAUUUUGAUUUCUUUAUAAUAAGCAUAAAAAUGCUAAGUAUUUUGACAGUAAACAUUAUUAUGUUCAUGUCCAUGCACCCUCUCUGUAAAUGAAAGGAAUUUCAUGAUUUUGGAGUCGAGCUCAUUCAAGAGGCCUACAUAAUCAAACUUCCCUGUAGCCUCCCACUCAGAAGUUCUCUUGGCUCAUCAGACAACCCUCACCAAGAAACGUGGGGCAGGAACAUGUGAUUAGCCUGAACCCCGAAAUCUUGUGUUCUUGUGUGUGGGUGUUUACUGUAUUUCAUCUACUGAGAGAAGGAAAUUAGCUGUUGUGCAAAUGUUCGGACUUUUAGAUAGAAAACACUGAACAUGGUCAUUUGACAUGUUGUUUGGGAAAACAAACGUUUAAUCCAGCAGGGGGGUGGGGGGACUUCCCAGUAGUAGGCAAAUGGGUAUGUGCCGCUGGAGGGGGUUGCAUUUUCACAACUGGAUAUUGACUAUUUUGGGGUUGCAUUUUUAUAAGAGUUACUAGAAUGGGGUUGCACAUUUUCAGGAUUUUAGGGAUCAGAAAAUUCAGGUAUGUAGGGAUUUAAAAAUAGAAAGAUUUACACCACAUUAAGUAUUAACAAAUAUGUCAGUUUCAGGAUGACCAUUAGUUAAAAGGCUUGAUAAAGUAGAUACAUGAACAGAAAAUGACUAAGUUGGGAUUGUGAAAAUUACUUUUCCCCAAAGUGACUUUAAGAUGGGUUCUAUAAAUGGCAACAGAAUAGCCUACAAUGGGUAGGGGUUCUUAGGAGACUAGUGGCACCUACCCAUCAAAAAUUAAACCAGUUACGAAGUACUGUUACUGUAUACGCUUUUUAACCUUUAUAUAAUUAUGUGAUAUGCAUGCAUGGUUCUUGUCUAGUUUUAAAUCAUUUAUUUAUUUCAAUACAAAGUUCCACUUAGUGUAAGUUAUUUAUAAUGUGUGAUUCAUUUUUAGAUGUAUUUAAAAGACUAGUUUAUAUUUUAAAAAGCUUUUAUUAGUUCUCUAGUAGCCUGUAGUUAAAC
Messenger RNA from Porites lobata, 6219 nucleotides. The record is from the annotation of a GenBank genome assembly. NCBI's taxonomy places the organism in Eukaryota, Metazoa, Cnidaria, Anthozoa, Scleractinia, Poritidae.